This is a messenger RNA of Triticum turgidum subsp. durum (durum wheat), 1101 nucleotides long. NCBI's taxonomy places the organism in Eukaryota, Viridiplantae, Streptophyta, Magnoliopsida, Poales, Poaceae. The record is from the annotation of a GenBank genome assembly.
AUGGCCGACCACGCCGCAAGCGAGGAGGAGCCGCCCAUCCUGCUCGACCGCGCGGCGCGUGCCACCCGAGGAAAGAGGAUAACCAAGCUCGUAGAGGAGGAGGUCGAGCUUGACGAGGCUUUCUGGGGCCAAGAAGCCCUGAAGGAGGACGAGGAGGAUGAUAACUAUCAGGAAGAGCAGGAUGCUGGUGAUGUAUUCGACAGUGAUUUCGAUGAAGAUGAACCUCAACCUGACGACGACCCAGAGAAGGAAGUGAGUGAGAGAUUACCUAUUAAGAAGCGGCUAGUUUUCCCUGGGAAGACCAUGAAAAAAAUGAAAGCCAAGAAGAAGAAGAAGAAGAAUAAGGUCAUCAAACUAGAGGAUGAUGAAGGCAUAGAUGACAAGAAUCCUGAUAAGACAACUUCAUCCAAACAAUCAGAUGUUCCUGAUGAAUGGGAGUCUGAGAAAACGAUCAGGAAAUCAACCAGAACAUCUGUCAUUGUGAGACAAGCUGAGCGAGAAGCAAUACGUGCUGAAAAGAAAGCUACUGCUAAGCCAAUUAAGAAGAGAAAAGAGGGAGAAGAAAAACGUAUGACACAAGAAGAGAUGCUCUUGGAAGCAGCUGAAACUGAGAUUAUGAACAUGAGAAAUCUUGAACGUGUACUGGCAAGAGAGGAGGAGGUGAAGAAAAAAGCUGUUGUUCAGAAAGCUGUCUAUGAGGGUCCUACACUUCGAUUUCACUCGAGAGAUGGGGAAUCACGUCUGGAAUUCAUUAAUGGGGCAUCAUUUGGGUCUGAACUUUGUACGACUUCAACUCCUUAUCCGGAAAAAUCUGUUUGCAUUGUAACAGGACUUCCUGCCAAAUACCGUGAUCCAAAGACUGGAUUACCUUAUGCGACAAUGGCAGCGUUUAAGAUCAUCCGGGAGAGUUUCCUGAAAGAGGAGCCGGAUAAGAAGAGGCCCAACAUGUCAAAUAUGGGAGAACUCUUUGAAUCAGUAGCCGGUGAACAUUCUACGCCUAAGAAGAAAAGAAUAGAGUCAAGAUCGCCAAUAUCAGGGGACCUAAGGCACGGCGGACGCUUCAGACGAAUACCUGCUCUUGAUGUCAUGGACGAGGACUGA